AUGCUUGAUGAGUUACUUGUUAACUUGGAUGGGGGAAGGGUGUUAACACCUUAUUUUCCUCACUGCUGUGAUCACUGGGGCCGGAGGCGGCAGUGGCGGAAGGAGAGGAGGGCUAACAAACACUUGUCUUCGGAAGCUCAUGAUGUGAGUAAAUCUGGGUUCGUUAAUACCAAUUCUGAGAAAGGUAUAAUAAAAAAUUUAUUUACAGAAACUCCAUCUUGGUUAGAUACAUUCAAAAAUCCAUUCAAUGAUUGGCGAGCGGUGAACUUGAAGAAAAGCUUGGAUAAUUUUUUACGAGAGUUGAUUGCUAAUGAAAAAGCUUCAUUAUUAGAUUUCAGAAACUAUUUAUUUAGCAGACAAUGUGCAAUAUUACUUUUGCUUAAACAGCCAUGGGAGAUUGCUCGACGCUGCUUAUUGUUUGUAUAUAAUACCUUGAGUGAAUUACGGAUACUAGAAAUAAGCUUACCAGAUGGAUCAGUGGAAUGUUGGUCAAUUCUUUGUGCAUUAGAAAUUUUAGAUGUUUGUCAAACAUUAUUGAUAUCAGCAGAUAACAGUCAACAUCUUGAUCUUUGCUCUCUAUAUACAGCUGAUUUAUGGGCUCUGGCAAGUAAAAAGUUAGGUAAAUUAGGAAAAUUAUGUGGUCUUAUGCCUCAUAUUUCAAAGCCGACUAGCGAACAGCUUCAUACGGUUAUUUAUCUUAUAGCCGGAUUAAAUAAUACAUCCAUUGAAACUCAAGAGGAAGUUUUAUAUACUAACAAAUUUAAGAGCGCAUUGUCAUCUAAUGAGAUUUUUACAAAACAAUUUUUAGAGUAUUCAGAAUUAGCUAUGGGAACUUACAAACAUAUAGGAAGAAUCAGAUCAGCAAGAUAUAUCGGAAAAGAAUUAGCACAAUUUUACAGUAGCUUAGAUGAAAAUCAAACAGCUAUUACCUUUUUAUUAGAUGCUUUAAAAACAUAUACUGAUGAAGGCUGGAAUUUGUUAGCAUUGAAAACUCAAUUGAAACUAACUGAAUAUUAUAAAAAAAUGAAUAAUUCGAAAAAAUACACAAAAAUGUGUUGUCUAAUUGCUUGUUCCACAGUGUUGAACAUAGCCGCGCGAAAAACUUACUUUGAAGAAAUAUUGACGCAUACCAAAGUAUUCCCUGUAGCUAAGCCACUAUUUAUUGAAUUUGAUAAUUGUUUUGAGCUACUAAAGAUAGAUGUGAACAUCGUUGAUAAAGUUAUAGAAAAUUUUAUUGUGAAUGUGAAUAUUUCUUUAAAGUCACUAUUUCCAACAACCAUAAAAGACGUUCGUGCAUCUAUUUCUGUAGAAAAAAUUCUUGAAAUGAAUGCUGAUUCAAAAUUAAAAUGUCAUCCGGAAUCUCAAAUAACUUUAUUAUCUGAAUGGACUAAAAAAAGCUUGCAACAAGAGAACUCUCAGCUUACUAAAUUACAAGUUUAUCCGUACAUAGAUUUUAGAGAAGAUAUGAGUAUUGAAUCUGUUGGUAUUAUAAAUAAAAACGUUAAGCCACUUAUUAACCAAACUGACAGAAAAAAAAGUGAAAAAUUUAGUACAUAUGUAGAUGAAGUUGUAAACGAAGUACUUGACAAAAAUAGAUUCGAAAUAGAAUCUGGUGAGAACAACUUGAAGAUUUCCAUAGUUGACAAUAAACCCGGAACUUACCGAAUCAACCGAUUAUCACUAAUUAUUAAUGAAAAAUUAAUAUUUCAAUCUGAACUUAUUAAACCACAAGUACAUUAUAAAAUUAUGAAGACGCAACCAUCAAUUUCUAUCAAUGGUCGAGAUCUUAUUGCGGGAGUUGUUCAAAAUACUGAAUUGAUAAUAUCUAAUGGUAGUGUAAAAAUUCAAAAAGGUACCAAAAUAAAAUUAUGGACAUCACGAGGCUUAAUGAUAAAACUUGCUAAUAGUACGGAAAGUACAUCCAAUGAGAUUGAAAUUGUAUUAUCUGAGUAUGAACCGUGGCAAAUAAUUAAAUUGCAAUUGCAGGUUUAUUCUGAACUACCACCAAAAAGAGAUUCGUCAUCUAUGGAACACAAAAUAUAUAUUCAAUCAUCUUGGAGUGCUCAAGAAAGUAUAUUAUUGAAUUUUGAACCUCCUUUGAUGUCGUCUUUAACUGUUCAUACAAUUAAAGAAAGAAAAUUUCUACAGAUCGUUGUUACAGGCCUUACAAAAAAACCUUUGCAAUUGACUGAUCCAGAAUUGAUAAUAAACACUUCUGUAGUUAUAAAUUUUAAGAGUCUUAAUCCUACUGCAGGUCAAAAAUUUAUUAUCAGAAAUGGAAUCAAAGUGUCAUAUUUGUGGGAAAUGAAAUUGGGAAGAAAUUAUACCAUAGUAAAUCCUUUAAAAUUUGAUUUUAAUGUAAAAUAUUCUAUGAUUGAUCAUACAGAUGACUUGUAUGAAUCCAAUAUUAAUGACGAUCCUCUUCAAAUAAACAAACUUCUAAAAUUAGAGAGGUCAAAUAACACAUAUCGAUGCUACUUCGAGAUUUCAAAUUAUGUCUCCAUAUUCACUGUAACAUCGAAAGUAAAAGCUAAUGGAAAUGCAGGUGAAUUUUGUCGUUCCGGGAGUAUAUGUCAUCUUCACUUAAACAUAACACGAAUAUUGCCUAAAGUUCAUUUGAAUACUUUGCCUCAACUCAUGUAUGAGGUUUUGGAUGAUCAAUCAAUGUGGGCUAUCUGCGGUCGUACGGCAGGAAUUAUAACACUUGAUACUUGUGAUGAACAGAACGUGACUCUGGAUAUUAUGCCAUUGAAAAAUGGAUACUUGCCUCUUCCCAUAGUUCGGUUGUCUCGUUACAUACCUGCUUUAGAAACAAGAAAUGGUAAGUUUCAUUAUCUCAAAUCUUGAUUAAAAUAAAUGAAUAUAUCUGCACGAAAAAAAAAUAGAUUCCCGUUGCAGAGCCUUGUGCAAAUCCUUAGUUUCUAGCGUCUCCAUCUACGU
Messenger RNA from Cotesia congregata, 2940 nucleotides. The record is from the annotation of a GenBank genome assembly. NCBI's taxonomy places the organism in Eukaryota, Metazoa, Arthropoda, Insecta, Hymenoptera, Braconidae.